CGAAAGCUAAAAAGUAAUCGAUUCGGACAUAUGUCAGAUUUUUUGUUACUACGGUGGAGGAUAAUGUAUAAUUUCCUAUCAAAUAUUUGUAUCAACUGUGGCGAUUGAAAGGCUGUUUUAUACCAAUUAAAGACUAAACGUGUUUAUUUAAAACUAUAUAACAUAAUUAACAUUAGUUUAAAUGUAUGACGAUAACAUACAGGAGAAGAAUUGAGAAAGCGAGUGCAAACGGACACAUCAAACCUGCAGCAGUGACGUGUACAGCCACUUCCGGUUCUGCAGGAAAAACACUCGUGAAGUUUGUGAACGGGGAUGCGAGCACGAGAUGGGCUGAACAGAACCGCUUGAGCGAAAAUUAACCAAAAGAUUCUGGUAUCAGAGAGAGGUGGAAUGUGUAGUGUGACGAGAGGGGGACAUGCCUUACGUGGACCGGCAGAACCGCAUCUGCGGUUUCCUGGACAUUGAGGAUGUGGAGAGCAGCGGCAAGUUCCUACGGCGGUAUUUCAUAUUGGACACGCAGCAGGGCAGUCUGGUCUGGUACAUGGACAACCCCCAGAACCUGCCUGUAGGUUCCAAACACGUGGGAUCUCUCAGUCUCGCUUAUAUAUCCAAAGUCAGUGAUGCCACCAAACUGAGGCCAAAGGCUGAGUACUGCUUUGUUAUUAAUGCAGGCAUGCGAAAGUACUUUCUGCAGGCUAAUGAUCAGCAGGAUCUAGUGGAUUGGGUCAAUGCACUCAACAACGCGACCAAAAUCACGGUUCCUAAGUCUUCAGAUGGAGUUCAUGCUGAGAGUCAGAAAUUGGCUUCUAAUGGCAACAAGACACAGGGCCCUUACAAGUUGGAGAUUAUUGCAGGAGUGGCUGUCCUCACACAGACACAGGAUGGAGAGGCGGGGCACGGAGUUGCGGGAGAGAAAGUGGCCUUGAGAAAGACUCCCAACCAGCCGCUGUAUUUACAAAGUAGAGCAGCGCAGAGUCAUAGCAUGGUUAAAGCGGGAUACUGCGUCAAACAGGGUGCACUGAUGAAGAACUGGAAACGGAGGUAUUUCGUUCUGGAGCAGAACUCCAUGAGUUACUUCAAGUCUGAGCAGGAGAAGGAGCCUUUGCGGAUUAUUAUUCUGAAGGAGGUCCAUAAGGUUCAAGAAUGCAAACACAGUGAAAUAAUGAUGCGAGACAACCUCUUUGAAGUUGUUACAGCAUCCAGAACAUUUUAUAUCCAGGCUGAUAGCCCUGAGGAGAUGCACAGCUGGAUCAAGGCUAUUUCAGGAGCCAUAGUGGCUCAAAGGGGCCCGGGCCGUUCUGCAGCCUCUAUGCGUCAGGCCAGAAGGCAUUCAAGCCCUUGUAUACAGAGGUACACACCACGUGUCACUCAAGGCAACACGAGCACAUUGUUGGCAGUUCCUGUUUCUACCGCCAGCACACGGGUCACAUCGGCCCCUGCUCGCCCAGCCCUGCCAUGUCUGGUCCCACGAGGGCUAGCAUGGGACAGCGAGCACUUCAUGAGCCUGCUGCCCCGCCCCCAUGCCCGGCUGUCACUGCAAGAAACCCGCCUCUCCAAGUGACACAUGAAUCGCCGUGGCGUCGUCGCAGCAGCUUCGGGAUGUGCGACGCGCCAUCGCUCCAACUCGACCUGGAUGGUGUUGAUCUGCCUGUCAGCGAAGUCUAGAUAUUAUAAACGUUAAAACUUUGACCUUUGACCUAGAGGCCCAACUGGAUUCAAACUGACUGGACGUAACCUCACGACCAAAAUCAGAAUUGUGAAAUUAACCAUAUUCAUUUACACUAGUGAGCGACACUACGACAAACAGACACCAAAGAUUCCAGACCCUCAAGUUUCUGUGUUGAUACAAGAGCAGAAAGUAAAGAUUAAAGGAAUAUUUAAACCGAAAGCAGAAGAAACAGUGAACACUUUCUUAUGGUUUUGGACAUGUGAAAUGAAAAGACGGCUGGGAAUAUGUUGGAGGACUGUGACUAAAUGGAUGAUGAUUCCCCUGCUAACCACAGGCAGGAAGAGGUUGAUUUAGUGCUUGAGUCCAGAAAUUCCCAAAUGUUUCAUAAGCUUUUCUUGUUUUUUUUCUCCUGAAUAGAAUCCUAAUGACUCUUCUGUGUACUGUUAAUGUGACUAAUCCUGUGGACUAAGCUGGGGUUUAUUUUGACUGACCGUCUAUUUACCUAAUUUUUAUCUAAUCGUAUACAUGGAUCUGGGUGAUUUUUUUUGUAACUGUAGUACUUGUUUGUCUCCAGUAGACAUUUGUGGAUAAAAUCCACUGGUUUGUAUAACUUAAUGGGCUGUAUACAGUAAGACUGAUUACAUUAAUGCUGUGUAUUUGUCCCAGUUCCAUUUUAUUUUAGUAGCCAUUCAUUGUGUGUGUGCCGUGUGCGUUCCAUCUGCUUUCAAAUUUAUCAUUUGGUUGCCUUGUGUUAUUGGGAUUUAAAAAUGACUACUAUGCCUGUUGACAAAAUACUUUUCAGUGUGUUUUUAUCUUUGCACUGUGAUCUGUUUUUCCCUCUAACCUAAGUUACCUUUUGAGGUCCUGAAGGGCUGUCUAAAACAGUCCUUGUGCCUUUUUUAAAGAGGUCUUUAACCCUUUUCUUGUUUUGUGCUUUAACAGUUUUAAUUUUGGUUGUUUGAAAUAUUUAUUAUGAGACAAUGACAAAGCAAUAAACCAAGUUCAGUUGA
Messenger RNA from Triplophysa dalaica, 2679 nucleotides. RefSeq names its product pleckstrin homology domain containing, family A (phosphoinositide binding specific) member 1a (gene plekha1a). Gene Ontology annotation, cellular component: membrane; cytoplasm. NCBI's taxonomy places the organism in Eukaryota, Metazoa, Chordata, Actinopteri, Cypriniformes, Nemacheilidae. The transcript has 13 exons. The record is from RefSeq and is a predicted model, not a curated record. The coding region runs from base 416 to 1561 and encodes 381 amino acids. Gene Ontology annotation, molecular function: PDZ domain binding.